AUGGGCUCUGAAAUGGAAUGCUCUUUUGAAGCUUUCGCCAUUCUUACCCCCAGGCUGAUUAUAAUUCCCACUCCAAUUGCAAUCUCCUUCAGCUCAUACCGAGCGCUGUAUUCGUCCGUCCAUGCCGAUGUAGCGUUUUGUGAGAUGGCCUUCGGUCACCAUUUUCCUCCUAGAACCUGGAGCGACGAAGAGACCCGCGAUGUAAUUCAGACGCGUGACAUCCAACGUUGCUGGAAAAGACGCGGCAUGGGCGAUUUCGCCGUAGGAUUACUGCCUUCAAUACUCCAAAACGACUCCCAUGUGGAGCUCAGCAUAGUCAAGGAUGAUUCUUAUGUCGCGCUGAUGGAAAAGGUCCGCCCGAGUGAGGUGCAAUGGGUGGGGUACGCGGGGGUCCGUGAUGCGACAACGACUUCCCUGCCAUCGAGAGAGGCUGGAGACCCACCUCUACCACCAUGGCAAGAGAUGAUUGAAGUUCGCUAUGGUGUUGGACCACAAUUCUGGGGACAAGGUCUUGCCAAAGAAGCGGCCCAGGCCAUCAUGCAGUGGUCUGUGGACGAAAGAGGAGUUAGGAGGUUUAUCGCCGAGACCGAGAGGGGAAAUAUCAGAAGUGGGAAGCUCUUGCAGAAACUCGGCUUUACCCCGAGUGGUACGGAUUAUUGGAAAGAGCCGAGCGAGAUUGAGUGGGAAUGUACGAAAUAA
Messenger RNA from Penicillium brevicompactum, 699 nucleotides. Its product is annotated as GNAT family N-acetyltransferase. Lineage: Eukaryota; Fungi; Ascomycota; Eurotiomycetes; Eurotiales; Aspergillaceae. Gene Ontology annotation, molecular function: acyltransferase activity, transferring groups other than amino-acyl groups. The coding region runs from base 1 to 699 and encodes 232 amino acids. The record is from RefSeq and is a predicted model, not a curated record. The transcript has a single exon.